Messenger RNA from Aspergillus uvarum CBS 121591, 1372 nucleotides. Its product is annotated as O-methyltransferase. The record is from RefSeq and is a predicted model, not a curated record. The coding region runs from base 1 to 1092 and encodes 363 amino acids. The transcript has a single exon. Lineage: Eukaryota; Fungi; Ascomycota; Eurotiomycetes; Eurotiales; Aspergillaceae.
AUGCCGGUCAAGGAUUACGGAGUUUGGAAAGCCCUUCCGGUCCAUUAUGAGUUCGAAGAUCACUACGAGGACCCCAAAUCUCCUCAUCUCUCCUUGUACUAUCAUGAUAACGAACCAACCACUCCACAGUUCGACCGUGCCUAUCGACGCAAGCACAAGGGCAGACCCCGCGACAAGAAGAAGUCAUGGGAGAUUCCUGGACUAUUCCGCGCAGCCAUCAACAUCAAAUCGAAAGCCAAGGAGUCCAGACUUGCCUAUUUUGUGAACCACAAUCUUGCCGAGCACCCUAUUGCCGAGAAGUUGGCCAACCUCGAUUUUGGCUUCCAUUCGAUGGAAGAUGUAGAGGAACUAGACGGCAAAGGCCUGGAUUACAUUCGUGGGAUGCUUUUCCACUCUACCGAUGGUCGUGUUCUUCCCCACGACAUCCCUGGAGACGACAAUGAUAUUAUUGACGUUCUGGAACCUGAAGUCAGCAAAGCCAUUGACCAGCGAGCAACCAUCUAUCUAUUCGGCUCGAUGUUUGAUUCACGAGAUGGCAUUCACAAUGUUCAUAUGAACCAGGGAAAUAUCUCGAACUUCAGGAAGGAUGAUGGGGUGUUCCAGGACGGGGGUCUUGUCAUUCAGUACGACGAUCACUGGACAGGCGUCUUCCUUGCAUUCGCCUCACAAGCUGUCCACACCGAUGAUAAAGAUGGCCACGCAUUAGAACCAUUAGUGACAUGGGCGGACGUGCUACCCGUCGAUCGCGUGGAAAAUUCGGUAACGAUCACGGAAGCACUGGUCAACCCACGGGGCGCAGACGAUCGAGCGGCACGGACCAAGGAAUCCAUCACGCUGGGGAAUCUCACCAACCACAAUGUUUCCUUGGAAUCAUGGAGCUUCCACAACUCGGUUGGCCAGACCCAAGACCUGCCGCGAAACGCGGCCUUGGCUCCUCGGGCCAUGCGGAAGUUCGAGGUACCCAACUGCCCUCUUUCCAACACCGGUGACACCAUCACCCUACUCAAUGAAAAAGGCCUGAGGGUCGACGGUGUGAGCUAUGGGCGGCGGCAGGGGCAGCAAGAGGGCCGUCCCAUUGUAUUUGCUCAUUGAAUUUGAGGCACUCUGCAAGCUAUAUAGUUUGUUCUCCGUCGCUGGAAUUGAACUACGGUCAAGCAAACAAGGCACUGGAAGAACCAGCUCUGAAAAGGGGCAGCAUUGAUUUCACUGUCUUUCUCUGUUUGUCACUGUGUCAUCUCUCUGUACUCCGCUUGUGACUGGAUUAUAGCAGUCAAGGGGAGAAAAGUGAUUUAUUCCAGACUGUUGAAACUCGCCGUGCUUUCUGAGUCUGAUUGACUAGGUAAACCAAUGUUCUACUAUAUGCGCUCUGAGA